Molecule: messenger RNA, 1003 nt
Organism: Hypomesus transpacificus
Lineage: Eukaryota; Metazoa; Chordata; Actinopteri; Osmeriformes; Osmeridae
Gene: mllt10
Product: MLLT10 histone lysine methyltransferase DOT1L cofactor
Exons: 7
Coding region: 224-1000 (258 amino acids)
Biological process (GO): regulation of transcription by RNA polymerase II
Cellular component (GO): nucleus
Molecular function (GO): histone binding; nucleosome binding
Source: RefSeq, a predicted model, not a curated record
ACGCACUUCCGCUUUCCGACGACGAUGUCGCCUCUUCUGGAUCGCGCCAUGAAGUGGACAUUGUGCUGAGAAAAAAACGCUACCGAGAAGGAAUGUAAACACGACUAAAACAUGAUCCUUCGCCCAACAGGGACUUAAAGCAGUGUCGCGGGGGAAAGAAUAGAAUAUUCUACUUAGGUUUUGGGCCAUCUUCAGAGCAGUUGCAUGUUCGCUUUCUCCGUAGAUGGUCUCCGGCGAGAGGUGUCUGGCAGCGGACGACGAUAUCUUGGUGAAUAAUAUGAAGGAGAUGAUUGGAGGUUGCUGUGUAUGCUCAGACGAGAGAGGCUGGGCAGAGAACCCACUCGUCUACUGCGAUGGUCAUGGUUGCAAUGUUGCUGUUCACCAAGCUUGCUACGGCAUUGUGCAGGUGCCCACAGGACCCUGGUUCUGCAGGAAGUGUGAGUCUCAAGAAAGAGCUGCCAGAGUGAGGUGUGAGCUGUGUCCCCACAAAGAUGGCGCCCUGAAGAGGACAGACAACGGCGGCUGGGCCCAUGUGGUGUGUGCUCUCUAUAUUCCGGAGGUGGAGUUUGCCAACGUGUCCACUAUGGAACCCAUUGUGCUGCAGUCUGUACCUCACGAUCGCUACAACAAGACGUGCUACAUCUGUGAAGACCAGGGCAGAGAGAGUAAAGCGGCCUCGGGUGCCUGUAUGACCUGUAAUAAACAUGGCUGCCGACAGGCCUUCCACGUCACAUGUGCCCAGUUUGCUGGGUUGCUGUGUGAGGAGCAAGGAUCGGAUGCAGACAAUGUGAAGUACUGUGGAUACUGCAAAUACCACUACAGCAAACUGAAGCAUAAAGAGAGAGACAGGCACAAACUCAAACACAGGAAGAGUCUGGAGCUGGGCACCUCUCUCAUCACCUCCAUCUCCUCCGCAGACAAGGUGAGGGCACUCCUCCUUUCUCUUCCUCUGCCCCACCUCCUCCCCCUCUCUCCUCCUCCACCUCUAGUAGAACAUUGACUU